AUGUUGUCCAGAGUCAGACAGUUUUCCACGUCCCGCCGGGUCUUGCAGACCAUCGGGGACAUCAAGGGUAAGGAUGUCAACGCCGCCAAGUACAUGGGGCAGAAGUACCACGUGAUCGACCACGAAUACGACUGUGUCGUCGUCGGUGCCGGUGGUGCCGGUUUGCGGGCCGCCUUCGGCUUGGCUCAAGACGGGUUCAAGACGGCGUGUAUCUCCAAGUUGUUCCCCACCAGAUCCCACACCGUCGCCGCCCAGGGGGGGAUCAACGCCGCCCUCGGCAACAUGCACAAGGACGACUGGCACUGGCACAUGUACGACACCGUCAAGGGUUCCGACUGGCUUGGUGACCAAGACGCCAUCCACUACAUGACCAAGGAAGCCCCCGACUCCAUCUACGAAUUGGAACGUUACGGGGUCCCCUUCUCGAGAAACGACGAAGGCAGAAUCUACCAGAGAGCCUUUGGUGGUCAAUCGAAGGAGUACGGUAAGGGCGGCCAAGCCUACAGAACCUGUGCCGUCGCCGACAGAACCGGGCACGCGUUGUUGCACACGUUGUACGGGCAAUCGCUCAGAUACGACACCCACUUCUUCAUCGAAUUCUUCGCCACCGACUUGUUGAUGGAGAACGGCGAGUGUGUCGGGGUCAUCGCCUACAACCAGGAAGACGGGACCAUCCACAGAUUCCGCGCCCACAAGACGGUGUUGGCCACCGGUGGGUACGGGCGUGCGUACUUCUCGUGCACCUCGGCCCACACCUGUACUGGUGACGGGUACGCCAUGGCGUCGAGAGCCGGGCUCCCGCUUGAAGACAUGGAGUUCGUCCAGUUCCACCCCUCGGGUAUCUACGGUUCCGGGUGCUUGAUCACUGAAGGGGCUAGAGGUGAAGGUGGGUUCCUCGUCAACUCGGAGGGUGAAAGAUUCAUGGAAAGAUACGCCCCCUCGGCCAAGGACUUGGCGUCGAGAGACGUGGUGUCGCGGGCCAUCACCAUGGAAAUCAACGAAGGCAGAGGUGUCGGUCCCGAAAAGGACCACAUGUACUUGCAAUUGUCGCACAUCCCCGCCAACGUGCUUAAGGAAAGAUUGCCCGGUAUCUCGGAAACCGCCCACAUCUUCGCCGGGGUCGACGUCACCAAGGAACCCAUCCCCAUUUUGCCCACUGUCCACUACAACAUGGGUGGUAUCCCCACCAAGUGGACCGGUGAAGUGAUCAAGAAGAACGAAAAGGGCGAAGACGAAGUUGUGCCCGGUUUGUUGGCCUGUGGUGAAGUCGCCUGUGCCUCGGUGCACGGUGCCAACAGAUUGGGGGCCAACUCGUUGUUGGACUUGGUGGUGUUCGGCAGAGCCGUUUCCCACACCAUCAGAGACCAAUUGACCCCCGGUACCCCGCUCAAGCCGGUGUCGAAGGACAUUGGUAUCGAAUCGAUCGUCAACCUCGACAAGAUCAGAAACGCCGACGGCAACAAGCUGACCGCCGAGAUCAGAUUGGCGAUGCAAAAGACCAUGCAAAAGGGGUGUGCCGUGUUCAGAACCCAGGAAACUUUGGACAAGUGUGUCGAGGAAAUCAACGCCGUCGACGAAUCGUUCAAGCACGUCAAGACCACCGACAGACUGAUGAUCUGGAACUCGGACAUGGUCGAAACCUUGGAAUUGCAGAACUUGUUGACCUGUGCCACCCAGACCGCCGCUUCCGCCGCCGCCAGAACCGAGUCGAGAGGUGCCCACGCCAGAGACGACUACCCCGAAAGAGACGACGUCAACUGGAUGAAGCACACCUUGUCGUACCAGUCGGAAUUCGGUGGCCCCGUCAAGUUGGACUACAGAGACACCAUCAAGACCACUCUCGAUGAAAACGACUGUAAGCCCGUCCCCCCUGCCAAGAGAGUGUACUAA
Molecule: messenger RNA, 1890 nt
Organism: Diutina rugosa
Lineage: Eukaryota; Fungi; Ascomycota; Pichiomycetes; Serinales; Debaryomycetaceae
Gene: SDH12
Product: Sdh12p
Exons: 1
Coding region: 1-1890 (629 amino acids)
Biological process (GO): tricarboxylic acid cycle; mitochondrial electron transport, succinate to ubiquinone
Molecular function (GO): succinate dehydrogenase (quinone) activity; electron transfer activity; flavin adenine dinucleotide binding
Source: RefSeq, a predicted model, not a curated record